Ostrea edulis (European flat oyster) is the source of this 8012-nucleotide messenger RNA. RefSeq lists its product as uncharacterized. The transcript has 5 exons. Bases 2726 to 3589 code for a protein of 287 amino acids. Lineage: Eukaryota; Metazoa; Mollusca; Bivalvia; Ostreida; Ostreidae. The record is from RefSeq and is a predicted model, not a curated record.
AUAUGGGGCCAUCCACCUUCCCUCACAGCUACAGAUCUUUUACUGGACCCUGCAUGUUUUCACCGGAAUUUCUUCAGUAACUGACCACGUGUCUUAGUUUCGUAUUUGCACCCAUCUAUAUACUAGGAAUCAUGGUGACACCUACAUAUUGUAAUGAACAUUUUUAUUAAGCACUCAACUACAUUUGACAUGAAUCCUAAAUUAUUGUAUACAUUUUUACACACGUAAUAUCACUUCAAAUAUGGGGUAUUUCCACUUUUUGAAAAAGUUGACCGGGCCUAUAGUGCGAAACCGUCCCCUGCUACCUUGUCAGACGGCUCCACGAAAACAGCCUUUCUAAAGGACAUAUCUUGAGAGAUAUGUCAGGUAUGAGGGCGAGUCAAUAAGUAUUUAAUUGCCCUCCAGUGCACUUAGACCAACGAUGUUCAAGUGCCAUCAGCCUGAACUAAAAAAGUCGGGGUCCUUUCCAUUGACCCACUCCUCAACUGCCGUCACGACUUCUUCGUCAGACCGAAAAUGACGUCCAUGGAUAUCCUUUUUCAAGUUUGAGAAUAGGAAGAACUCGCUAGGAGCUAGGUCAGGCGAAUAGGCAGGAUGUGGUAUUAAUUCAUACCAUUUUCGCUUUACAGCAUCCAUUGAAACUUUUCAAGUGUCACUGUGGACUCUCGCGUUGUCCUGUUGCAGCAAAACACCUUUAGAGGGUUUACGUCGGCGUUUUUCACGGAUGGCAGUUUUCAGCUGGUCUAACAAGUUUGCAUUGUAUACUUCAGUUAUUGUACUUCUCUUAGGUAAAAAGCCCAACAUAAUAACGCGUUUGCGUCACAAAAUACUGUGGCCAUCACCUUCCAGCAGAUGGUUGAGUCUUGAACUUCUUUGGCUUCAGGGACCCAAGCCCUAACCACUGACGACUCUGAGCCUUAUUCUCUGGCUCAUAAUAAUGAACCCAAGUCUCAUCUACAGUCAACAGAUGCAAAAGAAAAUCAUAUUUUGACCUAAAACGCUUCAACAAGGCCCUGCAUACUGAUGCUCUGGUCGCCAUUUGCUCAUCGCUAAGGGAGUUGAGGACCCAAUGGGAUGUUAACUUGCGCAUAACUAAACGAUCAUGUAAGAUUAUUGAAACGCUACCAUGUGAAAUGCCUAAUGCCUGCGCUAUUUCUUCCACAUGAAUUCACCUAUCAGAGUAUACCAGAUCCCGAACUUUCGUACACAUUUCUUCGUCGGUGGUAUCCAGCGGGCGUCCAGACCUGGUUUCAUCUUCUAAAGACGUUCUACCGCGUUUGAAUCCCCCUACCCGAAUUUAACCUGAGCAUAAGAUGGUGCAGAAGAGCCUUAAACAUCAGAUAACUCGCCGUGUAUUUCCUUGACUGUUUUACCUUUUAGAUACAAGUACCGAAUUAUAGCAUGAUACUCAACUUUAAAUGAAAAGCAUGCCUUUGCAUCACUAGCCAUGUUUGACAUUCAAUAUCUUAUCUAAGAAUGACUCGAUACGCGUGCAAUUUUGUACCCAGGUAUAGAACAUGUAUUGAAACAUGGCAUGAAAAUCGUGACCAUCUCGGUCAAUCGAAAAUGGGAUAGGCUAGUUACUUAUUAACUCUCCUUUGUAUCUCCUCGACUAUUACACCAACAUCAACUUAUUUGCCAGUUGCUUGCCUCGAUUUAAAAACUGAUUAUACACAGAACAAGCUAUUGCGUAUCGAAUCACUUGAUAGAUAUAGCCACUAUAUACAGGUGAUAAUAGAAAGUUGGUACAUAAAUAUGGGAAGUUGACGAUGGAAGUGAAAUCAUCCUUUUGUUAUAAAGUUGAGUUAUUUGUCGUUAAUACUCAAUUUUUACUAGAAUAUCUAAGUACGUAGCAGAUGUGGAGGAUUGGUGAUUAUGUGCCCCACGUGUACACAAACAGGCAUAUAUCAAACAAAUUACAUGUAACUAUGUGUGUUCCACUUAAACCAAAAAAAAAAAAAAACAUACUAAACAAAUAAUUGAUGCAUCUAAUUUCCGCCGUACGCUGGUUCAAGCGUCGCUAAAAUAAGAAGUGGUUAUUUUGAGCAUCAAAUGAUGACAUAUCAAUAUCAAUUAGAUCAUAAUUAUGCAUUACUUUAAAGAUAUACAUGUACAAUAUAGAUUAGCUGACAGUCUAAGGUUCAAGAGUUAGUGCUAACUACAUUUUGUAGUACCAUUGUGAGUGUUUAGUUAUAUAUUAUAUCAUUAUUUCCUCGAUUUAUUAAUAACACAUAAUAGGUAAAUAUGCAUUUUUGUAACAUAAAAGCAAAUUCUAGAAGAGAGAGGGGGAUAGAGAGAGGGGGUAGAAAUUGAGGGAGAUAUAUAUAGAGAGAUAACAUUGUAGAGUUGUGUGAUCUAUAUAUUCAAAAUCUGUUUUACUGAUAUCUUAGACUAUCCCCAGUUUACGACCAUAAAGCUUUUUUUUUUAUUGACACGACAUUGUCAAUCAUUUUGGUUUUUGAAAUGAACGAAACUUUAUUUCUUAAAAAAAGGAAACGGAAGAGUUCAUGUAAAAUGUUCUCACAUCAACAUUACGUAAUUCUAAUUAAAAGCUACUUAAGGCGGACAACCUAGUGCCGGGUCUCUCAAAGUUCAUUUUCUAUAUUCAAUUCCAUAUUUCGUUUCCUACAUAUCCUCGCCCAAAUUAAGAUUAAUUGGAAUUCUAUUCUAUGAAUUCCUCAUAUUGUAUUUCACUGAAAGCACUGUGUAAAUAACAUCGGUUUUCAUGGGGGACAUAAGGAUCCUCCGACUUUUCUGUACUAUCUUAAUUUUCUACAAUGAUGUAUACGGUUAUUGGUCUUUUUGGAGCGACUGGACCACAUGUCCUUCACCUUGUGAGGGAGAAAUAAGAUCGAGAAGACGACGUUGUACAACACAGUUUUGUAAUGGAAUUUAUUAUGAAUAUGAGUCCUGCGAGCCCAAAGAUUGUUUAGAAUUUUAUUUUCUAGAGCCAACCAAAUCACCAGUGGCUUUAAAAGAAAACUUUAACCCCCUUCCUAUUCAAGAAACAUCGAAGUCCUUUGAAUCGCCAAGUAAGGUCCCCCGAAUAUUACUGAAACCCAUGCCAAUCUUAAUCACCAGCGAUCUGAAGAACACCCGCCAGACACAAAAGAAUACGUUCGCCGUCGUGACCACUUCUCCCAGAAAAUCUGAAGUAAGCGAUGCUUUAAAUGAAAUGUCGACACUACAAAAGAGAAAUUUGAAGGAAAAUACAAAAUCCUCACAAACAACACGUAUUUUCAAUGCUCGCCACGAUCAAAAUCUUCAUACAAUAUCAGAAGGACAAACAACAAGCGUGCACGGAAGUGACGUCACUGUUGCCAUACUGGUAGCGGUUCCAAUUAUAACAGGAUGCAUCGUUUUAUACACCAUGGCUAAAAUCUACAAAUUAAUAAAAGAUCGACAACAAAAACACACGAAUGACAAACCAGACAGAUGUACCUCAUUGUCGUCCAGUGAAAAGAAUGACGAGGAAAGGGAAACACAAGAAGAUUAUAAUUACCUGACCUACAACGAUAUCAGCAAACGGAGUUCGUGCGAAAACAGCUCCCCAACUCACAGUUACGUUUAUGACGUCACUUGGUAUUAGUAACGCAAUGAAUAAAAAUAGGGCUCUCGGAAAGCUUUUUAUUUUCUUAAUGACACAAUAGCUAGUUAUUAAUAUUUCAUACCUAGAUUUGGAUUUCAUUUUGCAAAUAUUUUAAAUUUGUAAGUAUGCUUUUCUGAAUAAUGGUUUCCAACGCUACAAAAUGUCUAGGUUUUGCACUUCGGCAUUUACAUGUACCUAUCGUGAAAUAGAUUGGUUGUUUGGUGUUUUUGUUUUUUGGUUGGUUUUUUUUUUUUUUUUUUUUGGUUUUUUUUUGGUUUUUUUUCCUUUUGUUUUGACCAUAUUUUAUGAUCAGAUCAAAAGCAUUGGGAACAAGUUCUAACAACUUACUAGUCCCUCUCCUCAUAGAGAAAUAGAGUUCACAUUAACUAUGUUUUGUGAAAUGCAAUUGAUUUGUGAUUAUCUCUCUGACCCCUAUUUACUCCUCAAACAAUUUUUUCACGGAUUGCAAUAAUUUGGUAUUUUUGCAGUAUGUACUGAAAUAUGAUUUCUUUCGUUUGAACUUAUUUAAUUAAAUGAUGAAUAAUUAUGAGGUAGGCGGGAUUAGAAAGUGCUGACGGGUAGAGGGUAUUCGAAUAGUAUUCAUACCGACAAUUCCGGACGACACGAGAAAUUCGCUCUAAAGUACGCAGAACGAGCCUCCAUAUCAGAUAUACUAAGUCUCAGAGAGUAGAAUAUGUGAAUAACGAAAUAUCAGGUUUGAGACACGAAAUUCAAGGCACAACUAUUUCUGUUAGUACGGAACUGAAGAAAUUCAAGGGUGAAUGUGAGAUUACUUGGAAGUCCAAGGGGAACAAAAUCCAGUAGAAUUUUGUCCGAUUUUAGAAUACGUCAAAUGCAAAUUGGAUAGAUAAAAUUCUUUGUAUUAAUGUCAAAAAGUUAUCUUGUCAACCUUCAUGUGUGAGGAUAGUUUACUUAGAUGCAAGUGGAUGUGCUUUUGGGGGUUACUGUGUUGAGAGUAGACAUAGUACAACACAUGGUACAUUGUAUGUGGAAUUGUGAUGGCUCUUACAAGGAGUCGACUUGGAGGGAGUUAGUUGCAGUUUUAAGAGUGUUAUGAGCUUGCAGGAUAGAGGGUUAAAUGGUUUAAUGCAAACUAUGGGUAUUAAUGUUAGAUUUUAUUCGAAGGGAAGGUACAAAAGAAAUAUGAUUUCUUUCGUUUCAACUUAGUGAAUUAGACUUCAAAUAUUUUCUUUUGUUGGAAUGAUAAAUGAUUAUGAGGUCAGCGGGAUGAGUACAUUGUAAGUAGAGAAGGGAGGGUAUUCGAAUAAUAUUCCCAACUAUCUAUUUUGUAUUGCUUGUAGGAGUUAUGAGAUUGAUCACUGUUCGUUAUCUUUACCUUGCAUUCAUUCGGACAAUUCCGGACGACGCAAAAAAUUCGUUUUAAUUUAAAAGAGAACUAUUUGAUGUUUCAUAAUGAAUCCAUUUUGAAUGAAGUAUAUUGCGCUGUUGAAUUUCAUUGACAAGGUGCUUGUCAGGUUACAAAACUCAUGAAGUUUUGAAUUUAUUAUAAUUGAUGAGUUAAUGAGGGAACUGCGUUUAAUGGCGAUGUGAAAUGAAGUGAAUGUCAUUGUAAUUUUAAAUAUAAAAAAUAAUUUGUUGUAUCUGAAUAGCAUGAAAUCGAGGAACAUUAAAUAUGACCGAUCUACAUGUAUAUCCUAUCUUUGGUUCAUUUCCGUUACCGACAUCACACUGUCAACGCAAUUCUACUAAAUUCUAUAUUCCGAGUAAUAUGUAUUUAGAAAAACGUGUCCGGUUUGAUAAUAAUUGCCUGGUACGUAUAGCAAGGUGCAUAUUCUCUUUGCAAUAAUUAUUGUCAAAUGGUACACUAUCUUGAAAGAUCUUCUCAUUGUUAAUUACAUUCAAUUGACACGUCACAAUGGAAGGCAUGUUAUUGCGCGCAUGUUGCAGCACAUUCGUAACAAAAUACACGUUCGGCGCCAAGAAACAGCAAACAUUGUUAUUACACCUGACUUUCUUUCUAUAUAAAAUUAAUAAGAUUUAGAAUCAAUAUUUGAACUGAUAAACCAACUCUCACACUCGUGGUCUGUUGAAUGGUCAAUAGUCUGCCUUAUUCAUAUUGGCAACAACAAGUCUUACGACUCUUGUUCUGUUGCUAUGUUUUACGUAAUUGCAAGGCUGCUGAUGAAAUAUAGAAUUUAUUAGAUGAAACAGAGAGCAGAAAUAAGGAAAAUGUAACUAUCAAUUAGGACAUCGGGUAUGUUUUCUUUUAAACAAGUGAAUACGGUGAUAAAUGAACGUGAUCACACAGUCUUGUUAAACAUUCUAAGUCAACUAGUGCAUCUAGUAAAAACAACCUAAAAUGAAGGCGUAUAUAACGAAACAGUUAUAGACUGUGUUCUCAGCCAAAAGCUACGGCUUUGGGCAAAGAUCCGUUCUUGGGUCAAACAAAUCAACUGUUAUCCUCGUACUCAGUCAAUAAAUGUAUACUAAUGACCUGUCCGGUCAAUAUUUUAUCUGAUACACAAUCAGAAAAAAUUAAAUUAAAGAAGAAACAAGCUCAAAGAGCAACAGAAACCUGUUAAGUUCAAUUGAAUGAGAAAAGAAAACGACUAUUUUGAUUUUUCUUGUUUUUAUUUGUACAUAUGCUUGUGGAUAAAAUAUUAUAUUUCGAUUAGGAUAAAUAUUUACCCAUGAUUAACUGAAAGAAGGGAGAAUAUACUCAUCAUUUAAUCAAUAAGUGACAAUAGGAUAGAUUACCAUGAAGUAUAAAUAAUCAUUUCAUACAAUUCGAUAGGCCGGAAACAAUGCCAAAUAUUGUCCUGGCUUAUUACGUAACGCGGAAAUUCAGCUUUUAUAUCAUUUUUUGAGAGAGUUUGAUAAUAUCGUUUCGGAAAUUUUAUUUACGUUCUCAAAUUCGAUCCAGGUUAAUUUCUCUGUCCAAAUAUAUUUUCACGUACUUUUGAAAUUCAUGGAUUUUUGUCAUACUAAAUAUUUUUACAGCAAUGAAACAAUCGUAAAACACUGCUUUUAUAAUUAACUUCAUCGUUUUGGAUGACGUGACAUUGGCGAUCAUUGAACACAUGUUGUACAUGUGUACACGUGUUGACGUAAUUAUAGCCGCACUUUCUAUAGAAAAUUGUCACCCUGGUCCGUCCGUCACACUUUCUUCUUCUUCAAACUCCUCUUUUAUUUUCAGCAGUAAUCAAUAAAGCUUUUGGAAUAUGAUAAGUGGUGUCCUGUAGAUGUGCAAUAAAGUUUUGGGAUUUUCAAUUUUAGUCUGUAGGUCAAAUGAGGGUUAAAAAACCCCUGUUCUUUCUAAAACAAAUUCCCUGGCUUCCAGAAGUACUGUUACAUUCUAUGCAGUAGCCAAGUCAUCUUUUGGAAGAUGAUUGGUGAUGUCUUUCAGAUGUGCAAUAAGAUUUCAGAAUUUUCAUUCUCACUCUGGGGGUUUAUUGAGGGUCGAAAAACGACGUUCUUCUAUACAUGUAGACAAACAUUGUUCCCAGAAGCCCUCUUACAUUUUAUGCAGUGGCCAAAUAAUCUUUUGGGAGAUGAUUGGUGGUGCCCUGUAGAUGUACUAUAAGUUUUCGGAAUUUUCAUUUUCAUAUUGAGGGGAAAUGGAGUGGAAAAACGACAAACAAAAACCUGGCGCUCAGUACAUUGUGUCAUGUGCAACACUAAUAUAUUUGCUUUAAGAGUUGGAAUCUCAACCAUUUUAAAGAUGUUUGAAGGAUGAAAAAAAGAUGGCAGUUGGGAGGACUCCGGGACACUUAUAUGUGGUCUAUAUCGCUUUAACAGGUACGACAGAUAUAGAUAAAUUUUUCAAUCUAUCAAUGUGAAAGAUCUUGAACAAAGCCAAAACUAUUGCAAUCAUUCCUAUCGAAAUUAAACUGUUGAAUGUCAAACGUUGUAAUAUUUGAUCUCUCCAUUUGUAAAAUGUAAUUUUUCAUUUCUAUCGUAUAAUUUUUCAUUUGUAUUUUUUUUCAUUUGUAUUGUGUAAUUUUUUAUUUGUAUUUUAUAUUUUCCAAUUGUAUAUUCUAUUUUCCUAUUUGUAUUGUACAACUUUUCAUUUUUAAAAUUCUAUAUUUUCCAUUUGUAUUCUGUAAUGUUUCAUUUGAAUUGUAUUAUUCUUCAUUUGUAUUGUAUUAUUCUUCAUUUAUAUUGUAUUAUUUUUUAUUUGUAUUGUAUAUGAAGGAUUGUCUAUAAUUGUGGUUUGUUACAAACGAUUUCAUUGGUUUAAAUCAUGAUUCAACUAUGAGGCUAUAUGCUAUACCACUUUUAUAACUAUUGUUUACUUACAAAUAGCCAUAUUUUCUAUUUUUGCUUUUGAUAUCUUUACAAAUUUUAAUGAUGGUCAUUUUCUCAUGAAUACGCUGCAGUUAUAAACAAUGAGCGUAUGAAUCUUGAUAAGUGUGAAUAAAAGACACCGCAGAGUCCUCUA